Messenger RNA from Eimeria maxima, 627 nucleotides. RefSeq names its product zinc finger DHHC domain-containing protein, putative. NCBI's taxonomy places the organism in Eukaryota, Apicomplexa, Conoidasida, Eucoccidiorida, Eimeriidae. The transcript is spliced from 6 exons. Gene Ontology annotation, cellular component: acetylcholine-gated channel complex. Bases 1 to 627 code for a protein of 208 amino acids. The record is from RefSeq and is a predicted model, not a curated record.
AUGAUAAGAGCAGCAGUAGUUCUAGUAGGCCUGGCGGUCCCUGCGUCAGCGCGCGAUUGGCUGUCGAGCGAGAAUCAGGCACUCAAGUUGCCAGUUUGGCCUACUUCAGUUGAGAAGGUGCUUCUUUCGGAGGAACCAACCCCCGAUGAUUUCACUGAAGAAUUCGAAAGGGGAUCACCCGUUUCAAAUAUGUUGCCUGGAUUCACCACCUUGGAAAACUACCCGAAUCCAAUGAUCAACACAAUGGCGUGCAGAAGAUGGGGCAUGGAAGUUUCCUACGUCUGUGACCCAGAUCACGUCUUCUCAAGCGCCACACUCGACAGGAUCGAAGAGCGCCUGUCCAAUAUCCGCCACAGCUCCUCCCACCGUUGUGUCGACGAAUACGUCUCUUACCCAUUCGCUGUUGCGAUUGUUCAAGAGCUUCCAUACGGCGUCGAUGCGAACACUUUCGCAACGGAACUCAUUGACCGUUGGGGACUUGGACACAGCAAGUGCCACGACGGCCUUCUAUUGCUCUACGUUGCCUCCGAUGGGGGUGCUUCGCUGAAGUGGUAUGUUGUUUUACUGGAAGCCAUAUUGAAUGCCAUUGAUUCAACUAUUUUUCUUUUCAGGAAGAAAGGCACGUAA